AUCUUUCCUUCGUAUAAUAUAUUUUAAAAUGGCCGUCCGCCAUGGUCACGACGGAUAGCGAACGAUAGUGUGUUUUGCGGAGUGUAUUCGUGAAAAAAGAGUGUCUGAUGGCGUCUGCAGCUCAUUCCGCGAGUGUGACGUGCUAAAUUUACUGCAAGUGUAGAAGAACGGUUCGGUUCUGGUUCGGAAGUGGCCGAAAUUCGCAUAGGAAUAUCUGCCGGAAGAAAAGCUUUCCGCGAAUCGGAGUAUGGCACAGAAGUGAUGAAAAAAACAGACUAACGCAGGUGUAAAACGAGAGAAAAAAACGAGAUCAUCCAGUGUUCACAGCUUUCGCUUCCUAAUUUCUUGUGUUUGCCGAAGUUGUACAGUUAAUUAGAGUAAUAAGAUGAACCGGAGUCCGGUGAGACUGGAGUGUUCCUUUCGCUAUAAUAUCAACUAUCGUUACUACUGCUGGUGCUACUUCUACUCAAGCCGUGCAUACGGUGGCUCGUGUUCGUCAGCUUGCCAUCCAAGGAAAAUUAACGUCUCGUAGUCACUGGUCGUAGGACAGAUCAUUCCUACUGAAUUUGCUUCAAAACUACGCAACCGUCGCAAAAGACACUGUAACUGUAUAGAUAGAAAAGCAGGAAAUACCCUAAGAAAAGACGCGGAGCAAAACUUUGUGUACUUCGUAACAUCUGAAAAGAUUUCGUCACUACGUUAUCCCAUUUAGAAUAUGUUAGGUAUAAGUCGACGAGGAGUGAAUGCUGGACCGCCCCUGAGCUUGCCAUCUACACUGGAGGACUCUACGAAUAACUGGAAAGGUACACCGUCGGGACCGGCUGAUCCAUCGCAGCAACCCGGUGGAGCGGGUGGUCCAGUGGGAGGCGGUCCGGGAGGUGGCGGAGGCCCUGGCGGCCCCGGUGGCGGCGGCGUCAACAGCUUUGGCGGCCCAGGAGGCGGAAACAAUUUCGGCGGGCCGGUGUUUCCUGCCGCCGGACAAGGUUCUCCUGCGGGAGGAUCCGGUGCCAAUAGUUAUCAAAAUGUCCCUCCCGGGACUGGCUCAAAUACCCCGCAGUAUACAGCGUCGCCGGCUCCGUCGGGAUCCAGUACGCCCGGUCCAGGGCCGCCACAAAACGUAGGCUCUGGCUUCCCACCACCGAAUGCGGGUGCCGGCGGACCCGCUCCUUACAAUGGGCCCGGUGGCGGUCCAGUCGCUGGAGGUCCAUUCGGUUCGCCCUCCGCUAACGGUCCUCAGUUCGGGCGGCCUGGUAGCUCCGGUUCGGCAUUUGGCAGCGGGCCACACUUUACGUCACCUGGUGGUCCCGGAAGCUUUGGUGGGCCACAAUUCGGUAUACCUCCCGGGUCACCAUUUGGUCAUGGGCCCAACGGUCCGAAUAUGGGCGGACCGAUGAAUCAAGGACAUAUGAUGAGUGGUCCGCAGCCAGUUGAUCGAAUGGAUCAGAGUCAAUUGAACGUUCCCAGAAGGCAUGCAUACUUUGGACAACCUGACUAUAGAAUAUAUGAAUUAAAUAAGCGAUUGCAGCAAAGAACUGAAGACAGUGAUAAUAUUUGGUGGGAUUCGUUCGCGAACGAAUUCUUUGAAGACGAUGCAACCCUAACGCUAGCAUUUAUGUUGGAAGAUGGACCAAAAAGAUAUACUAUAGGACGCACACUAAUUCCUCGUUAUUUUCGAAGUAUCUUCGAAGGCGGUGUAACCGAACUGUACUUUAACCUGAGAAACUCGAAAGAGUCGUUCCAGCACACCUCUAUCACAAUUGACUGCGAUCAGUGCACGAUGGAAACGCUGCACGGAAAGCCCAUGUACACCAAGGUAUUCGCUGAGGGUCGGCUAAUACUGGAAUUUACCUUCGACGACCUGAUGCGGAUAAAGUCAUGGCACUUUGCGGUACGGGCCCACCGGGAACUUAUACCUCGUUCAGUGGUUGCGAUGCAUACCCAGCAACCGGAUCCGGCCAUGCUGGAACAGCUGACGAAAAAUAUCACCAGACAAGGAAUUACCAACUCGACACUAAACUAUCUGCGCCUAUGUGUGAUAUUAGAACCGAUGCAGGAAUUAAUGUCCAGACAUAAAGCGUACUCGCUGAGUCCGCGAGAUUGCUUGAAGACGACACUAUUUCAGAAGUGGCAGCGAAUGGUAGCACCACCCGACGCGCAACGGCCGGCCAACAAGCGGAGGAAACGUAAGGGUUCGAGCUCCGGAGCGGGGGCGGGCAAUGCCGGUCCGCCAGUGCCGAGCAAGAAACGAUCGCCCGGACCAAACUUUUCGCUGGCGUCUCAGGUAGACGUCAUGGUCGUGGGUGAGCCAUCGUUGAUGGGCGGAGAAUUUGGCGAGGAAGAUGAGCGGAUGAUUACCAGGUUGGAAAAUACGCAGUACGAUGCGGCAAACUCACUGGAGCACGAAAGUCAUAACGCUUUCGGUGGUCACAAUGACUCGCCAAUGACAGGGGGAGGUCCUGGCGGACCUAACUCUUGGCAGGUAGAUCGAGGCGGUGGUCCCGGGCAGCCCAACAAUAGCGGGCCGGCCAGUCAGGAAUCGGACAAGAAGAGUCUCGGUGUCCCAGUGACAGUUGUAAUACUAUAGGGUGAAAGAGGAAAACCAAUAAACCGGUUCGGCGGUCGUCCCCGAACGGUUAGCACCCUAUAUCUAUCUGAAAGAAGUUAAAACAAUAUGAGGUUCUUGAAAAAAGCAAAACUCGAUCGAACAUCAAGUGAGUCACCAGUACUACUACUACAGAGAAGACCCAAACUAAGACGUAACUUAAAUCAGCACAGGGACGGCGGUUGGUGAGGUGAGGCACGUUGGAGAGCAACAAGCGACGAGCGAGGAUCCGGUAUCCGGAUCUUUGGAAGCAAACUGCGGUUGCGUACAAGAUUUCCUAGUGUUUAAAUAACGAUCGAGAGCACAGAAUACUUAAUACUUGCAAGCAAGAGUUUUGGGUCGCAGACAGCGGGCGUGCGCAGUGAGCUUCGAUGAAGCGGAAGAAAUUAGCCAUUGUUUGCAUGUUUUAAACAAUUCCUCUGACAGCGGAACGCCGGGCGUAUUCGUUUUGUUUCAAGCAGUAUUUGGUUUUUCAAAACUGUGUAAAUCGUAUUGGUACGAUAGGCGUUUGGUAAACUCAAUGCUUUUUCUGGAAGCAGUUUUUAAAACUGUUGAAGAUAAACUCCAACAUUUAACAAAAAUGUUAUUUUGAACCAUAAAUUUCAUUUGAGAUGAAAUUGACUUCGAAGUUCGGCUGGAGUUCCGCACAAGGAAGAGAUUUGAAACAUGUAAACCGUGAAUAAUUCCAUCUUCAUGAAGCGAGGUGCAACGCCAGUUUAAAAAUUAGAACACUAAAAGUCCAGCAAAUGAAAAUGGGAAUAGAGUAGAAGUCAGUCAGUAGAAGCAAGGUUUUGGAGAGGAGCCAAAAUGAUUUUGAUCCAGAAUCCUUUAAAGCACUUUGAAAACGGAGGCAGGAAGGAGUAAAAAAUCAUAAAAAUGACCGCACUUAGCGUGGUGGGCGAGUGUUCGGGCGGAAAUUUUGCAAUAUAUAGUUAUCGUGUUUUUCGGAGAAUAACACGUUCAGUUUUGAUAACAAAACAAACCCGGGUCGUAUCAAUAUACGCUAUUAUAGCAAUGGGAAGUUAAUCAGAAUGGAAACAAAUGAAGAAGAUAAACCCGCUGAAAAGUAAGUAUAAAUAAUAUAACGGUAAAGCUUUUCCUUCGCGGAGAGGCUUGCCUCGAUUUUGGAGCGAACGGAAGAAGAAAUCGACCCGUGUGCUAGUGUAAAUGAUGAAACCAAUCUUUAAGCUUAGAUGUAUAUGAUAGUCGAGCGGUGUAAAUGUGGGGAUUCACUAUUUUUCGUUUCUGUUCGUUUUCCCUGGAAUCAUGGAAUGUCGAGUGAGAGUAUACAUGGGACUUUUCGGUAAAACGUACGUUUAGUUUUUAUUUUUCGUUUAUUAUUUAUUAAAAAGCAAACUUACGAUUGGCGAAAACGGUAAUUCUCCGAGAAAAAAAACUUAUUCUUAAGAGUGACGAUAGUUUUCUAGUUUAAAAGCAUAAUUUACCAAGCGGUGGGUCAGAAUACACCACGCAAAAUUUGCUAGCCCAUUCAUUACUCAUCCGGAGAUGAUGUAUAAAAAACUGAAAGAAGACGGAAAAAACAUGGACGUUUGUAAAAAGAAACAACUCAAUCCAUUAUGCAUCUUUAAUCUAAUCAAAAAAAAAAACACACACACACACACAUACACUGCAACUCUCACACAGGAAGCAAAAUGCGACAUGGAAUUUCGCGAAGAAAGAAAAAAGCAUAACAUAAUACAAAUCAAUAGUAAAAUUACCCUUGGAACGCAGACGCAGAAAAAUAGCACAGAAAUAUCGGAACGAAUGUUGAAACCGAAUGAAAGUGUAUCUGUAAAAUCUAGUAUUUUAAUGUAUUAAAAUAGGAAAAUUAAAAUAUUCUCUAAAGAAGCAAAGGUAAAUAUAAAUAAUUACGUUUUUGAAGUACAGACAAAAUGAAGCAAGACGAGCAAGGUAAAUUAUUUUAAUCAUGAAUCUCUUUUUAAAAAAUCCAUAAAAUCACGACAAAAAGAGGACAUCCGCGAGUAAAAUCAGAAUAAAUAAUCUAAACAAAAAAAAAAAAACAAAAAGAAAAUCAACAGAACAAGCAAAACAAAUGAAAAGCUAUGUACAUUACAAAACUCUAACUCAACCCUAUAAAUAAAUGCAAAGAAAAAAAAACACGCAGAAGGAAAAAAACAACAACAAAACCAGUAAACAACAUUGACUAGUAAACCCAGACAUUUGAAUUUAUCUGCAACGCGGAUUGUGCAAGGUUAAUCGGCAACAAGAAAAAAAAAUAAAAUACAAGAAAUUCCCAUCAUAAUGCAAAGUACCACGGCACCGGCAUUUUGAGGGUGGGAAACUAUAAUUCGCGGUAGUCUCAGUAAAAAAAAUAUGGGUGAAAGUAAGAAAAGGAAGAAGGCAAAAAAAAACAUCGUCAGUAUUUGUUAUAUAAACAAUCAUUAAGAAGAAAAAGAGUGAUCAUUAAGGAAAAAAAUCAUUAUUUUUACGUGUAUAUCUUAUUAUUAUUAUUGUAAUUUAAAGAAAAAGGAAAUAACAGAAAAAAGUGUUAGUAAAUCAU
Sabethes cyaneus is the source of this 5123-nucleotide messenger RNA. Its product is annotated as LIM domain-binding protein 2-like. Gene Ontology annotation, molecular function: LIM domain binding. Gene Ontology annotation, biological process: negative regulation of transcription by RNA polymerase II; positive regulation of transcription by RNA polymerase II; nervous system development. Lineage: Eukaryota; Metazoa; Arthropoda; Insecta; Diptera; Culicidae. The record is from RefSeq and is a predicted model, not a curated record. Gene Ontology annotation, cellular component: transcription regulator complex; nucleus.